Guillardia theta CCMP2712 is the source of this 1299-nucleotide messenger RNA. RefSeq lists its product as hypothetical. Bases 1 to 1299 code for a protein of 432 amino acids. Lineage: Eukaryota; Cryptophyceae; Pyrenomonadales; Geminigeraceae. The record is from RefSeq and is a predicted model, not a curated record. The transcript has a single exon.
AUGAAGAUGUUACUAAGGUGCAAGGUGAAAAAGGCGUUGACGAUUAUCGAGAUCGUUCUCAUCUUUCUUCUCGCUUCUGCUCUUGCAAACAUUGAUGAUUCGGAACCUGACGUCGAGCAUAACCUGAUACGGUCUAAAAGAGAGAAGCUCUCCCCACAAGACGGAGGUCACUCGUUCAUGCACGAGUACCUGAAGGAGACGUUCCAGUUCGAGAUUGAGCCGGAUCCCCCCAUGAAAAGCAAGGAAUGGUUUGAGGGAUUGGAGGCAGCCUGGGAGAAAUUGAACGAGGAAUGGGAGCAAAAGCAGUUGCGACAACAGGAAACAGAUUCGGCAGGUCCAGAUGACCACGUAGAAGGCAGCUUCUUGGAUAAUCCUGUGAACGAGAUCCAGAACCCGGCAGAAAAGUUUUCGACUGGAGGUGCUGAUCCAUACAUGAAUAUUGGAAGGCUGUCUCAUCUCGCCAGGUUAAGGGGAGAUAAAAAUGCUUCCUUCUGCUAUCAAGGACUCCCAGAUGCUCCUGCGAAAUUCGACUUCGAGGGUAGAGGCAACUGGAGCGAAGAGAGAGACAAGAGGAGUGGGUGGACUCUCCUCGGUCAGGAAUAUUGGGGUGAGAACUUUGAGCUCGAAGGCACUAUGAAUGCAAACACAGAUCCGUGGUUCUGUGCGGAACAAGCCGACAACUCAGUGGGUCAAAUCUACCAAGGAGAGUGGGUCGAUAAGACUGUUGAAGAGCGUGUACAGAUGCAGCUCAAAAAAAUGGAAGAAAUGUACAAAAGAGAUGAAGGAAACAAGACGGAAGUCAACUACACAGGCUAUCAAGAUAGUCUGGAUCCGGAAUGGGACAAGUUUAUUUAUGAGCACAUCGACAGGCCAUUGUACAUGACAGAUCCCGUUCGAUUGAGCUCAGUGUUCGAAUCGGGGAACACGUGGGCUUUGAAUGACAGCUAUGUUGGAGAUGCUGAAUGGGACCCUGUCUUGCCAGAACGAGUCUGGACAAUGAAUUCCAAACACACACUCUCUCUAAACACAUUUCGAAGUGCAUCAGCUAUCCAGGAGGAAUUCUACGAAGAUGCCGGUUGGCUGGAACCAAAUGAGGAUAGGCAUCUUGAUGUCAAGAGCUCUCCAGAAGAUGACGACGGUGGUGAUGGCGACCUGCCCUACGGCUUCAUUCGUGUGCCACUGCCAUACAGACCACCCGUGGCCGGUGACAUGGGAUUUGGACGAUUGGGAAGGUGUAUACGAGGACUAUGCCCUCGUGCUCCCUAUGUCAGAGUCUCAAAGCUGCGCUUGAAUGCGUGA